This is a messenger RNA of Ananas comosus (pineapple), 759 nucleotides long. RefSeq names its product NAD(P)H-quinone oxidoreductase subunit U, chloroplastic. Lineage: Eukaryota; Viridiplantae; Streptophyta; Magnoliopsida; Poales; Bromeliaceae. The coding region runs from base 1 to 555 and encodes 184 amino acids. The record is from RefSeq and is a predicted model, not a curated record. Gene Ontology annotation, cellular component: chloroplast; chloroplast thylakoid membrane; NAD(P)H dehydrogenase complex (plastoquinone). The transcript is spliced from 5 exons.
AUGUCCACCACCGUGGGGAUCCCGUCGCCGGCGACGAAGCUCACCGCCCAUCGCCACCACCUCCGCCGCCGCCGCCGCACAGUCGUCGGCCCCGCCGCCGCCGCCACCCGCCCCGCCUACUCCCUCAUCUCCGCAGCAAACGUCCAAAAAGCCCUGCGAGGGCUCGCGAUUACGGAUGUUGAUCAUUAUGGAAGGCUUGGAAUCAGCAAAGGCACUUCAUAUGAUCAGGUUAACGUCGCCUUCAAGAAGAAGCAGGAAGAACUGAUGAAUAAGGAACUGGAUGAAGAGGAAGCCAAGAAGGAGCUAGAACUUCUGAAGGAAUCCUACAACAUUCUCUCAUCUGAAGAAGAGAGAAGACUGUAUGACUGGAGUUUGGCAAGGAGUGAGAGGCCAGAAAGAUAUGUGUGGCCUUUUGAGGUUGACAUUACUGAGACACCAACACAGCCACCACCCCCUAAGGAACCUGAAGAUGUGGAACCAACAAGGCUUGUUGGCUACUUCUUCCUAGCUUGGUUGAUCCUGUCUUUUGCAUUAUCUGUUACUCUCAAUAGAUGAGAGCUCUAAAAAAAAAAAAAGAGAAAACCUUGCAAAUAUUCAAUGCAUACUAUACUGCAUUACAUUAUCGAAGGUUUUCUUACUUACUUUAUUUCUUUUCUUUUAAACUGUCUUUACCUUUAACUCGUGAACAACAUGAACUAUUAAGUUCUACUACAUGUAUUUGACUAUGUUCCCGCAAAUCUGCAUAUUUUAUACAUCAAA